Messenger RNA from Hipposideros armiger (great roundleaf bat), 1797 nucleotides. RefSeq names its product DEAD-box helicase 25 (gene DDX25). NCBI's taxonomy places the organism in Eukaryota, Metazoa, Chordata, Mammalia, Chiroptera, Hipposideridae. Bases 128 to 1573 code for a protein of 481 amino acids. The transcript has 12 exons. The record is from RefSeq and is a predicted model, not a curated record. Gene Ontology annotation, molecular function: RNA helicase activity; nucleic acid binding; ATP binding.
CCUGCGCUCCGCCGCGGUCGUCGCGGCGCGUGAGCCUGCCGCCCGAGGAAGCCCAUUGGCUGCUGGGUGGAGCCGAACCUUCCUCGCGGUGGACGCACGUGCUGGGGCCGGAGCGGCGAUCGCAGCCAUGGCGUCGUUACUUUGGGGAGGCGACCCGGGGGCGGCGGAGAGCGAGCGGCUGAACAGCCACUUUUCAAACCUCAUCCACCCCCGGAAGAACCUUCGGGGUAUUAAGAAUACUAACGUCCCAAACCUAGAUGGUUCUAUUAAUAACACGGACGACGAUGAAGAUGUAGUGGAUUUGGCAGCUAAUUCACUCUUAAACAAGUUAAUCCGACAAUCCUUAGUAGAAUCCAGUCACCUAGUUGAAGUCUUGCAAAAGGAUCCCAGCUCUCCACUCUACUCAGUGAAAACAUUUGAAGAGCUGCGGCUAAAGGAAGAGUUACUGAAAGGGAUAUAUGCAAUGGGAUUUAAUAGACCAUCCAAAAUCCAAGAAAUGGCUCUCCCUAUGAUGCUGGCACAUCCACCCCAGAACCUCAUAGCCCAGAGCCAGUCCGGAACAGGAAAAACAGCUGCUUUCGUCUUGGCAAUGCUAAGCAGAGUUAACGCCUUGGAAUUGUUCCCACAGUGCCUCUGCCUGGCUCCUACUUAUGAAUUGGCUCUGCAGACCGGCCGUGUGGUUGAACGGAUGGGGAAGUUCUGUGUGGAUGUUCAAGUGAUGUACGCCAUUCGAGGGAAUCAAAUUUCCAGGGGCACCAACAUCACCAAACAAAUUAUAAUUGGCACUCCUGGGACUGUCCUAGAUUGGUGUUUCAAGCGAAAAUUAAUUGAUUUGACUAAGAUUCGUGUGUUUGUCCUGGAUGAAGCAGAUGUGAUGAUUGACACACAAGGAUUCUCAGAUCAAAGCUUUCGUAUUCAGAGAGCUUUACCCUCCGAGUGCCAGAUGCUCCUCUUCUCAGCGACCUUUGAGGACUCCGUGUGGCAGUUUGCGGAGCGAAUCAUUCCUGACCCCAACAUUAUCAAGUUACGAAAAGAGGAGCUGACCCUGAACAACAUCCGACAGUAUUACGUGCUGUGCGGGGACAGGAAGAAUAAGUACCAGGCUCUGUGCAACAUUUACGGCGGCAUCACUAUUGGCCAGGCCAUCAUCUUCUGCCAGACUCGUCGAAAUGCGAAGUGGUUGACUGUGGAGAUGAUGCAGGACGGCCACCAAGUGUCUUUGUUAAGUGGAGAGCUGACUGUGGAUCAGCGAGCUUCCAUCAUUCAGAGGUUUCGGGAUGGGAAAGAGAAAGUUCUUAUAACAACCAAUGUCUGUGCUCGAGGGAUUGAUGUGAAGCAGGUCACAGUCGUUGUGAACUUUGAUCUCCCCGUGAACCAGUUGGGAGAGCCCAACUAUGAGACCUACCUCCACCGCAUAGGGCGGACAGGGCGCUUUGGGAAAAAAGGCCUCGCCUUCAACAUGAUCGAAGUGGAUAAGCUGCCCCUGCUGAUGAAGAUCCAGGAUCACUUUAACAGCAGCAUCAAGCAACUCAACCCUGAAGACAUGGAUGAAAUUGAAAAGAUUGAAUAUUGAAGAAAACUAUCAUUUACGAAAUUUCCUAGUUUAUGUGAGAAUGUCCCAGUGGGGUUUAAAGGUAGUUUUUUAUGUUGAGGUUUUUUUCAAUGUGAAAUUGUUACAUACGGCAAAAUAAAUGCCAUGGUAGCCUUAGUUUUAAGACCUGAGGUCUUUUUAAAACCAUAUUGUUGUGAAGCACAUGAUCCUUUUGAAUAAAAAAGCAACAUGACUUCCUGGUCUAA